Olea europaea var. sylvestris is the source of this 502-nucleotide messenger RNA. Its product is annotated as subtilisin inhibitor CLSI-I-like. Gene Ontology annotation, biological process: response to wounding. NCBI's taxonomy places the organism in Eukaryota, Viridiplantae, Streptophyta, Magnoliopsida, Lamiales, Oleaceae. The record is from RefSeq and is a predicted model, not a curated record. Gene Ontology annotation, molecular function: serine-type endopeptidase inhibitor activity. The coding region runs from base 89 to 370 and encodes 93 amino acids. The transcript has 2 exons.
AAGAAUCAUAUUCGAUGACAUAUAUGCGACAUAGUAAAAGAUAGCAUCCUUAAAUCUUGUAGUACUCUCCCUUGUUUCAUCUAUUCUAAUGGCUGAGAAGAAUAAAGAAAAAGAGCUCUCUGAGGAAUCACCUAUGGAGCCAUUAAACAUAAUAGGUUUCCCCGGACAUGCAACUGGAAAAACUUCAUGGGCUGAGGUUGUAGGGCUGACAGCAGAGGAAGCAGAAAGAAAGAUAAAGGAAGAGAUGGCUGGGGUUCAGAUUCAGAUAGUUCCACAAGAUGCUUUUGUAACCAUGGAUUACCAGUCGAACCGAGUUCGUAUUUUUGUUGAUUCCUCCGGAAAAGUUACUAAACCACCAAGAAUUGGUUAAUAUUUUAUCAGCUUUCUCCCAGUACUAAACUAUGUAAUCUUGUGAUUUAGAAAUACUAAUGUAUCAAAUAAAUGCUCUAUGCUGCUGCUUUAUUUAAGAAACGAUAUGUUUAUGGUAAAAUUAAUGUUUUGA